Dovyalis caffra is the source of this 1617-nucleotide messenger RNA. The record is from the annotation of a GenBank genome assembly. NCBI's taxonomy places the organism in Eukaryota, Viridiplantae, Streptophyta, Magnoliopsida, Malpighiales, Salicaceae.
AUGGAUCGAUUUCGAAAAGGGGUGAAGGGGUUUACGUGCCACCAUAUAGGUCGGCUGGAAUGCGAAACGAGGUGCAAGAAAAAAAGUGUCGAAUAUCAGAAGCUGACAUGGGAUGCUCUACGUAAGAGUAUUAAUGGUCUUUUAAACAAGGUUAAUGUCACGAAUAUAAAGAAUGUUAUCCUGGAAUUGUUUUCGGAGAAUCUCGUUCGAGGAAAAGAACUUCUCGCUGUUUUGUUGGAGAAUCCGACUGCUGAUAGCGUUGAGGUAGCUGUGGGUUUUGUCACGGAGUGCGGAUCAAUGCUUCAGGACUUGUCACCAAAAGGCCUGGAUGCAGCUUUCGAGCGAUUCCGUGGAAUUCUUCAUGAAGGAGAGAUUGAUAAGCGGGUCCAGUUUUUGAUUGAAGGCCUUUUUGCCAUAAGAAAAGCCAGAUUUCAGGGAUAUCCUGCUGUUUGUCCUGAACUAGACCUCAUAGAGCAGGAAGAUCAAUCGACGCAUGAGAUAUCUCUGCGAGAGGAGAUCGACACAGAGAUCACCUCUGAUAUAUUCAAACCAGAUCCUCUUUUUGUAGAGAAUGAGAGGCGUUAUGAAUUAUUAAAGAAAAGCAUUCUAGGGGAGGAGUGCGAUGAGGAAGUUGUUUCUGAUACUGUUUCUGAUGAUGAGGAGGAGGAGGAUUAUGAGGAGGAAUCUGAGGACGACAAAGAACGAAACCUAGAUUUUGAGGAGGCUGGACACAAGUUAAUGAAACUUAAACUAGAGCCAGGACAAGAGAUGGAGCUUUGCAAUAUGAUCUUGGAAUGCUGCAUCCAAGAAGGAACUUACCGUCGCUACUAUGGCCUUUUGGGGCAGCGUUUAUGCAUGAUCAGCGGUGUCUACCAGGAAAAUUUUGAGAAGUGUUUUGUUCAACACAAAGAUGCACUGCCUUGGCAUGUCUUAGCCUAUAUACGGUUAACUUUGGAGGACACCACUUCUUCUUCUCGUAUAUUUAUCAAGUCUCUCUUCCAAGAAUUGGAGCAGCACCUUGGCCUUCGCAAGCUGAAUGAGCGUCUCAGCGAUCCCUCAUUGCAGGAUUCACUUGCAUCCAUUUUCCCUAAAGACGAAAUAAAAAACAUGCGGUUUUCCAUCAACUUCUUCACGGCCAUUGGUCUUGGUGGCAUUACGGAAACUCUACGCAAGUACUUGAAUACAAUGAAGCAGCAAAAACAUUUCUCAGAAUUCGAAUCUGAACCAGAUGACAAAUCUAUCAGAAGAGCUGCUUCGUCAGAUUCUGACUUUGAUAGUUCCAAAUUGGAGGUAGAUUCAUUAAAAGCUGACAGAAAGGCAGCAAGCAAGAAGCGAACCAGGAGAGGUGGAGGUGACGAAAGACACACGAAGCAGAGUAAGAGAGAAGUUAUUUCCGCUAGAGAUGAGAAAACUCCCUGCAUGAGAACCGCUCGUCUGCAGCUCCCACCUGCAAGAAAACCUCCUGUGAUGGAGAAAGCAUAUGAUAGUGGACAUGAAAACGAAAUUAUGAACAAAAGCAGUGUCACCCAAAGUCUAUCAUUCAUCAAAUUUUCUCCUACAAACCUAAAAAACCAAGCCACACUCCAUCAAAUCAUCCACAAAAACACAAAUAAUUAA